AGCGUGUGCCGGCCGACCAGUCGCCGCCGUCGCAGCCGCCGCGGGUUUUUUGCGAAGCUGCGUUAAUCGGCUGCUGCUAUCAGCGCGCUUUGUGUGGUUCUCUUCAUUGAUUUCUUUUCCACGUGCGUCGGAUUCUCUAUCUUCUCUUUGUAGCGAUCGGAUAAUCAAUUGGUUUUUGCCGUUUCGGCUGAUUUGGGGAUAAACAAUAGCGGCGGAGGAGUUAGUUUAGUGAUAGCGGAAAUGGAUGUUUUGGGUAAUAACGACAUUGAUGAUGUCCGGUGGCUCUGUUCGCUAACUGAUUCUGAACUCGAUUUGCUGAUGGGAUUGAAAACUAUGAUGAACAUGCGAGCCAAGCAGAUCGGUCACGAAUAUUUGGCAAAGAAAUUCGACUUGAAAAUGCUGCGAGCCCUAAGUUUCAUCUUCAUGGAACAUUUAAAGGGGCUGCUGAAAGAUGUUCCGGCAGCUGCUGACUUUCACUGCAACUUAUUGAAGGAAAGUCCAUCUGAUAGCUUCAGCAGCAUGACCGUUGAGGAUUUAUACCCAUACAUCCAUUCUGACCAAAAGAAGAGAAUAGCAGACAUGUUCCUGCAGGACAUGCCUCCCUCCCGGAGAUCGAAAUCCGUAAAGCGAGAUUCUAGUAAUUGAUCACCGUGGUUGGAUGAUAUAUAUAAGGUAUUUUUGCGAUUUGCAUAUGGAAAUCAAAAUCAAAAUCAAAAUCCAAAUCCAAAUUACAUAUGAGAUGUACCAAACGGUAUACAUUUGGUUGUAUUGGAUAUUAAAUGAAAUUUGGGCGUCUAAUAUCUGACCAAGCUCAAUAGAAAUAAAUUUUAUAUAUAA
Andrographis paniculata is the source of this 837-nucleotide messenger RNA. RefSeq lists its product as uncharacterized. The transcript is spliced from 4 exons. The coding region runs from base 241 to 645 and encodes 134 amino acids. The record is from RefSeq and is a predicted model, not a curated record. NCBI's taxonomy places the organism in Eukaryota, Viridiplantae, Streptophyta, Magnoliopsida, Lamiales, Acanthaceae.